Vitis vinifera (wine grape) is the source of this 717-nucleotide messenger RNA. RefSeq lists its product as uncharacterized. Bases 1 to 717 code for a protein of 238 amino acids. The transcript has a single exon. The record is from RefSeq and is a predicted model, not a curated record. Lineage: Eukaryota; Viridiplantae; Streptophyta; Magnoliopsida; Vitales; Vitaceae.
AUGUGGUUCAAAGUCGAGGGGUUCAAAGAUUUAAUCCGUAAUUGGUGGCAGGGAAUAGAGGUUAGAGGUAGCGGCGGCUUCAGAUUGACUGCAAAACUGAAUGAGUUGAAACAGAAGUUAAAAGUUUGGAAUAGGGAAGUGUUUGGGAAUUUGGAAUGCAAUAAGGAUGCAGCUCUCCAACAAGUGGAGUACUGGGAUAGGGUGAAAGGUGAGAGAAGCUUGACAGUGGAGGAAUUAGCUUGUAAAAAGGAAGCCAAUGAGGGAUAUGCCAAGUGGGUAGAUUUAGAAGAAACACAUUGGAGACAGGCUUCAAGGGAGUUAUGGUUAAAGGAAGGGGAUAGAAACAAGGGUUAUUUCCACCGUAUGGCUUCCGCCCAUAGAAGAGCCAAUUACAUGGACAAAAUUAAGAUAAAUGGGGUGAAGUUGACAGAGGAGCAAGAAAUUAGAGAAUGGGUAGUGAAUGCCUUUCAGCAACAGCUUUCAGAAAGUUCGGAGUGGAGGGCGGACAUUGGAAGCCUACAAUUUAACCAAAUCAGUCUUCAAGAAGCGGGGAUAUUGGAGCUUCCUUUCAUUGAGGUUGAGGUCCAGGCGGCUUUGAUGGAUAUGAAUGGGGAUAAAGCCCCAGGACCAAACGGUUUCACUUUGACUUUCUGGCAAAGUUGCUGGGAUUUUGUGAAAAAAGAGAUUUUAGAGAUGUUCAAGGAGUUCUAUGAAUAG